CAUUUGCACACCAAUAUUAUUCCCUAUCAUCAACAAUAAAAUCACCAAACCAAACAGUCUCUUAAAUUUUUUUUUUGCCUUUUCCCAUUUUAAAAAAUUCAAUAUUUUUGGCCCUUUUUCGAAGCAUGUGAUUGAGAUUUAGAUUUACAUACAUUCUUGAAUGUUAAAUGACAUAGUAGAAAAUUCACCGCAUGGCGCUCUCAAUUGCAUCACUUUUACCUUUAUCCCCAUUAGAUUUCACCACACCAUUCUUGUGACUCUCUCGCUCUCUCUCUCUCAUCAUUUUUAAUCCAUUUUCACUAUAUUUUUCGAGGAGUUGUUUGCUUUCUUAAAUCUCUGGAAUUCCAUUUCCGGUAUUUUCGGUUGGGUUUGUUUCCAGUUGCCUUUUCUUCUUCUUAAUUUUUCAAACAGAAUUUCAUCACUUUACACGGCGUGAUUUUAUGCAAGCAAGAAUCAACCAUGAUCCUUAAUCGAGCUCUUUGAUUUAGCUGUGAAACCCUACUUAUUAGCUUUUUCCUUUUUUUUACUUUUCUGCAAAAAAUAGUUAAUUCCAUGAUCCCUCUCUCUCAUCCAAGAAUUAAUUUGUAGUGGGGAGUCUUGACGGUUUCUACUGAAAUCAAUGCUCAAUCCAAUCUGCUAGAACUUUCUAUUUUUGGCUAUUUUGAUUCAAAAUCUCUAAUUUUAGCCCCUUUUCUUUCCAUUCAUUAGCUGUGAAUACAAAAUUAAUGGUAGGGUUUGGUAUUUCUUCUUCCCUUCAUCAAUUCGAGGGAUGGGGUUUGGAUUUGGAUUUGGAUUUGGAUUUUGAUUUUGAUUUAGGGAAAAGAUUGGAUUUUUAGUGCGAUUUGAGGAGGGAAAAAUACUAUUAGAGGUUGGAUUGCGUUAGAAGGUUGUACAUAUGGAAGAAGGCAAAGAUCCCACUGCAGGGGGGAGGGUGGGUCAGCCUAGGGUUUUGCCACAGAGGGUGCUUCAGCUGCUUGUACUCUUUCUGGUUCUGUGCUUAACUUUCUCUAUCGUUAGCAUCUACAUGAUUAGAUACUUUGGAAUCAAUAGUAGUGUAGUGACAACCAUGAAGCCUAUAUUAGUGCCCUGCAAUCAUGAGCCGGUGGGUUUGGAUCGAUGGAUUGAGCCCCCCUCUAAUUUGAUGCACGGGAUGAGUGAUGAGGAGUUGUUUUGGAGGGCCACAUUAGUGCCCCGUGUGAGCAAGUAUCCGUUUGAGAGGGUUCCGAAAGUUGCGUUUAUGUUCUUGACUAAGGGGCCGUUGCCGUUGGCGCCUCUCUGGGAAAGGUUUUUUAAGGGGCAUGAAGGGAAGUAUUCGAUUUACAUUCACUCGUUGCCUAGUUAUGAGGCUGAUUUCCCAUCAGGAUCUGUGUUUUACAAGAGACAGAUACCGAGCCAGGUUUCCGAAUGGGGAAGGAUGAGCAUGUGCGACGCUGAGAGGAGGCUCUUGGCGAACGCCCUCCUCGACUUCUCCAACGAGCGCUUUGUCCUCCUCUCCGAGUCCUGCAUCCCCCUCUUCAACUUCACCACAAUCUACAACUACAUGAUGGGCUCCAAGUACAGCUUCAUGGGCGCGUUCGACGACCCAGGCCCAUACGGGCGUGGCCGCUACAACGAGAACAUGCUCCCGGAGGUCAACAUAUCCGACUGGCGCAAGGGGUCCCAGUGGUUCGAGGUGAACAGGAAGCUCGCAGUCUACGUCGUCCAAGACACAAAAUUCUACCCGAAAUUCCUCGACUUCUGCCGGCCGGCGUGCUACGUGGACGAGCACUACUUCCCGACCAUGCUGACCAUACAGGCGGGCGGGCUCCUGGCAAACCGGAGCCUGACGUGGGUUGACUGGUCAAGGGGCGGGGCCCACCCAGCCACGUUCGGGGCGGCCGAUGUGACGGAUGAGUUCUUCAUGAGGAGGAUAUAUGAGGGGCAGAGGUGCUUGUAUAAUGGGCAGAAUUCAUCUGUUUGUUUUCUGUUUGCAAGAAAGUUCUCUCCAAGUGCUUUGCAAGCUUUGUUUCUAUUAGCUCCUAAAUUCUUAGGUUUUUAGUGGAAAAAUAAAUGAUUGGAAAGAUAAAAGCAGGUGGAGAAUUCUUCUUUUGUUAGAAUAAACUUGAUAGUAUGAUGAUAUAGCACAAGUUUUGAUCCAAGAUUUUUGAUUGACUAUAUAUAUAGAAUUUGAGUAUAUGAAGCAAAA
Messenger RNA from Salvia splendens (bonfire salvia), 2185 nucleotides. RefSeq names its product glycosyltransferase BC10. Gene Ontology annotation, cellular component: membrane. The record is from RefSeq and is a predicted model, not a curated record. Bases 896 to 2038 code for a protein of 380 amino acids. Gene Ontology annotation, molecular function: glycosyltransferase activity. Lineage: Eukaryota; Viridiplantae; Streptophyta; Magnoliopsida; Lamiales; Lamiaceae. The transcript has 2 exons.